CAUACAGAAGAGUGGAAGCUCUCGAUCGUGGCAUGAUGUAUUCAGUUUAUCUGCAACACGGAACAGUGUGGUUUUGCUGUGUGCUCUUUGCUGUACUGGGAGGCAAUGUUUAAUGCAGAUGAAUAUAAACUGUCUUAUUAAGAUGGAGUGGCAUGAGGCAUCAAGGUCUGCAGGAAUAUCUGUGGAGCUCAGAGUUGCUGCUGUUGAGUGUAACUUGAGUUUGGAAGUGGGGGAGCUCAAAGCACUGAAUGGUAUGAAAAUUAGAAGCUCAGAGGCUCGCAGUAUUCAGUUUGUCAAGAGCAAGGGAAGCAAGAGGCUUCCCUUAACUGUGACCGGUGUGCCAAUAGUUUUGGAGUGUGCUGUUUGUGUUACAAGCAGCAAUCAUUGCAUGUUCUCAGCAGCCAGCAUCUGCGUACAGAGGGGAUCUUGGUACGUCUAAAGGUUAUCAGGGUCCAUUCUGAGAAACAGCAUCUGAACUGUGUCUAUUUGGUGCUGCCAGUGAGAAGGUUUGUGUAGGGUGUCAUCCUUCAGCUAUAGAUAGCAAACGCAAGCUCCUUACAGAGAAACCUCUUACCAGUCACUUUCCACAAAUGGUACGUGUACCUAAAGGUACUUAAUGAAAAUCCUUGAGAGGUAUUUAAUGCAAAAGCAGUUAGUCUCUCCAGUGCAUUUCAGAAACACGCACGCACCGCUGGCAGGAAGGAGUGCAGUGCAGCCGCAGCUCGGCUCUUGGGCCAGUUACUGGUUUUGUCUAGCCAGGCUCUGCCACCCCAAGAGCUUGCCAAGAUGUGUGACAUGGGGGGGCUCGACAACCUGAUUGCCAACACAGCCUAUCUGCAGGCCAGGAAGAGUGGAGAUGGAGACACCAAGGAGAUGCAGAAGAGACGUAAGAGCCUCUCACUGCCGAAGAUUGAUCAGUGUGGAGAGGUUAGGCAGUCCAUAGCUGCUGACUACGAGAGCAUCUGUGAACAGCAGCCCAUUGGCAAGAGAUUCUUCAGAGACUUCUUAGGGACAGUUCCAGAAAAUUUGGUAGCUAGGGACUUCCUGGAUGAGGUGUCAAACUGGGAGUUGGCAGAGGACAACAUCAAGGGCAGUACCAUGGAGAAUAUUAUCACCAACUUUCUUAAGACAGGCUCCAAAAAUUAUCUGUCUUUCAUGAGCUCAGACUUGGUCAGUAAAUGCCAGGCAGCCACUGAGAAAGACUACGAAAAUGUUGUGCAGCUGGCUAGAGAGGAAACCAAACUCUUCCUUCGAGGCAAGCCCUUCCAGGACUUCCAGACUAGCCCCUUCUAUGACAAAUUCCUCCAGUGGAAAGUUUUUGAGAAGCAGCCAGUGACUGAUAAAUAUUUCUAUGAGUUCCGAGUGCUGGGCAAAGGUGGCUUCGGAGAGGUUUGUGCCAUUCAGGUGAAAAAUACUGGCAAGAUGUAUGCCUGCAAAAAACUAGAUAAGAAAAGGUUGAAAAAGAAAAGCGGAGAGAAGAUGGCACUACUGGAGAAAGAAAUCCUGGAGAAGGUCAACAGCCCUUUCAUAGUCACGUUAGCUUAUGCCUAUGAGAGCAAAACCCAUCUGUGUCUUGUCAUGAGCCUCAUGAAUGGAGGUGAUCUGAAAUACCACAUCUACAAUGUAGGACAAAGGGGUUUAGAAUUGAACAGGGUCAUUUUUUACUCAGCUCAGAUCACCUGUGGGAUUCUGCAUCUUCAUUCCAUCAAGAUCAUUUACCGGGACAUGAAACCGGAAAACGUCCUCCUGGAUGAUAACGGGAACUGCAGACUGUCUGAUCUUGGAUUGGCAGUGCAAGUCAAAGAGGGAAAAUCCAUCACUCAGAGGGCUGGGACAAAUGGUUAUAUGGCUCCAGAAAUCCUGAAUGAAGAAAGUUACGGCUAUCCUGUGGACUGGUUUGCUAUGGGAUGUAGUAUUUAUGAGAUGAUUGCUGGGCGAACGCCAUUCAAGGAUUUCAAAGAGAAGGUCGGAAAGGAUGAGGUUAAACGAAGAACUCUGGAAGAUGAGGUGAAAUUUGAACAUGCCAACUUCACAGAGGAAACGAAAGAUAUUUGCCGACUGUUUUUGGCUAAGAAACCAGAGAAUCGUUUAGGAAGCAGAAAUGAAGAUGAUGACCCAAGAAAACAUAGUUUCUUCAAAACAAUAAAUUUCCACAGGCUAGAGGCAAACCUUAUUGACCCUCCAUUUGUGCCAGAUCCAUCAGUUGUCUAUGCCAAAGAUGUUGCAGACAUUGCUGAUUUCUCUGAAGUACGAGGAAUUGAGUUUGAUGACAAAGACAAGAAGUUCUUCAAAAAAUUUGCGACGGGUGCUGUCCCUAUACCCUGGCAGGAAGAAAUUAUUGAAACUGGACUGUUUGAAGAACUGAAUGAUCCUAACAGAGUAGAUUCUGGCGGAUAUGCAAAUGGAGGCGAAGCUAAGUCAGGAGUUUGUUUGUUGUUGUAAAUAUCAGAUCGUCACCAAAAAGAUUAGAAAGAACCUCAGAACUUUCCAUAUUCUGACUCUGUUUCAGAAAUUCAGUGCAUCUGUUUAAGAAGAACUAAUCGGUGUAAUUCGACAUUGACAGGCUAUGUAGACCACAAGCUGUAAUGACCAUAUUAUUUUCCUUUGUCCAAGCAAAGGAGAUAAUACUUCUGUUUUACUGGAGACUUAAUCAAGAUGGAGGACCAUAUUUCUCUAAGGAACUUAGGAUGAUAGAAAUUCUGAAAUACAAAAAGCAAUAAUAGAGUGAAGAGGCAUCUCCUCUGGAAAGUUACUGACUCUACCAUUUUGAAUACAAUAAUUUAUUGGCUUUCUGUUUGUUUUGUUAUUUCUACUAAUGUUUCUUCUUUGUUCUACAGUUCUCAAGACAGACUUUUUAAUUUUCAGGUAAUAUUAGACAGUGGAGCUCAAAUCUUGUGUCAAACUUGGAUGCUUAUUGGUUAGCCAGUCUGUCUGUUGUUUUCUUAAUUUCUGUUAGAUUUUUGGUUGGUUUGAUUGUCAAUAAAUGUAAAGGAAGGCUCUACAGGUGGCUACAAAAUAGGACCAUCAGGAUCAAAUUAUUUCAAAACUGAUUUUAACAGAAUAAAGAGAAGAAUGCACCAAUUUAAUUGAAUAAAGCAUUAUUAUUAAGCAUAUUAUUUUAAGUGGUAAUAUCGUAUACAAAGAAAAUGUAUUUAUAAGUGAACGUCCAUUCUUUUUGACAAUCAAUUUCAACCUUUUAUUUGGUCUCCUGAUAAUAUUUCUGUAUUUUGGUGAUAAAUUAAACUACAAAUUAACUAAACCAAUUUGUAGCUGGCUCUUUACAAGAAAUAUAUUUCAGUAUAAUACAAAUAUUAAUUCAGUCACUGAUUAGAAUGCAUAUAUGCAAGUUGACACCUUCAUCUUCAGCAGUUCAUUGAUUCUUACGCAAAUUUUGAGGCAUCUGUUUGAUUUUUAAUUUUAUGACAAUCUACACAGAAUUAAUUGGAAGCAUUUAAGUGAAUACUUGCUAGUGUUAAAGUCUAUUACUUGUGAAUCACAUCUUACUGUUUUCUCUGGUAAGAAGAAAAUAGGUGGUAGUUUUUUCCUAACAACUUCUAAAAUUGAUUAUGUAUGUUGUUUGCUGUCAUCUGUCUAGCUAUAAUUUCCAUUAACUACAGUGAAAUUGGAAACUGCUCCAUUUGUUUGAGUCCCGGAGGCUGCUAAUACUUUUUUCUUUGUAGAGCAAACAUCCUCCUCAGCUCAACUUUAUUUUAUGUAGACACUGUGGCUGUUCAGGAAGAGGAGCAUCAAUAGAUAAGCUGUCUUCUGUAAUUAUAUCUGUUGUGCAAACAUAGCUUUAAUGAUUAUUAAUAAUCUAAUACCUCAUUCCAAAUGGUGCAAUAAUAAAAAAUUCUUUAGUAUUAAA
Molecule: messenger RNA, 3865 nt
Organism: Numida meleagris (helmeted guineafowl)
Lineage: Eukaryota; Metazoa; Chordata; Aves; Galliformes; Numididae
Gene: GRK7
Product: G protein-coupled receptor kinase 7
Exons: 6
Coding region: 787-2442 (551 amino acids)
Biological process (GO): protein phosphorylation; regulation of signal transduction; signal transduction
Cellular component (GO): cytoplasm
Molecular function (GO): rhodopsin kinase activity; ATP binding
Source: RefSeq, a predicted model, not a curated record